CACUAAGAAGAAACUCAUCAUGAAAGCAUUCAUACAGUCCACUCAUUUCCUUUAAUUUCUUCAUGUCUAGACUAAUUAAUUAGACAAAACAACAAACUUGAUGUGGUCCAUAAGUAACUUGUGCUUGUCAAUUCUUCCACUGAUAGCUUGAUUUAAUUUCCAACAAUAAAAAACAUUAGAUAUGUUUAUAUAUACAUUUCAAUGUGACCAUCAACCUUCAUACAAAACUAACAAAAGUAAAAGUGAAGUGUGGAAAUAUUUGCAAGAAGAGUGAGGUAAGCUAGUAAUGGAAGAGGGAAAAGGAAGAGUUUGUGUGACUGGAGGUACAGGGUUUAUUGGUUCAUGGAUUAUUAAGAGACUCCUUGAAGAUGGUUACACUGUUAAUACCACUGUUAGAGCUGAUCCAGGGCAAAACAAAGAUGUUAGCUUCCUCACCAAUCUUCCAAAUGCAACCCAAAAGUUAAAUAUUUUCAAUGCUGAUCUUAGCAACCCAAAGAGUUUUAAUGCAGCAAUUGAAGGGUGCAUUGGAGUAUUCCACACAGCUACUCCAAUUGAUUUUGAACUGGAAGAACCUGAGGAAAUAGUGACAAAAAGAACCAUUGAUGGAGCAUUAGGAAUUCUAAAAGCAUGCAAAAAUUCAAAGACAUUGAAAAGAGUUAUUUACACCUCUAGUGCUUCUGCUGUGUAUACGCAAGAUAAAGAAGAAGAUACAAUGGAUGAAAGUUAUUGGAGUGAUGUGAAUAUUCUUAGAACUUUGAAGCCAUUUGCUUGGUCAUAUGGUGUUUCUAAGACACUAGCUGAGAAAGCUGUUCUUGAAUUUGGAGAACAACAUGGGUUGGAUAUUGUGACUCUUGUACCACCUUUUGUUGUAGGACCUUUCAUUUGUCCUAAGCUACCUGGCUCGGUUCAUAGUUUACUAGCUUUCUUAUUUGGUGAUAUUGACAAGCAUUCCUUAUUGCUUGUAUCUCGUACCGGUAUGGUGCAUGUUGAUGAUGUGGCUAGGGCACAUAUAUUCUUACUUGAACAUCCUAACCCAAAAGGGAGAUAUAAUUGUUCACCAUUCAUUGCAACUAUUGAUGAAAUAGCUGACCUUGUUUCUUCCAAGUACCCUGAACUUCAAAUGCCAACAUCCAAAGAGCUUAUCGGAGUUAAAGGUUCUAAGCUUCCGCAAUUAACCUCAAAGAAACUCAUGGACGCUGGAUUCAAGUUUAAAUAUAGUCUUGAGAAAAUGUUUGAGGAUGCAGUUGAAUGUUGCAAGGAAAAGGGUUAUCUUUGAAUCAUAUGAAGUUAACAGGAUGAUUGAUAGUAAUUAAUAAAUCAUAUGUCGUUUGACAUGUACUUCAAUCUCUAUAGAUGGACUUAUUUGCAUUAAACACAUUGUCCGAGUUAAUCACCAUUUGAACAUAUAGAUUUGUGAAGUUGAUUCACACGGUUCCGUAAGCAUAGCCCUGUGUUGGCAUGCAUGACAUUGUAUUAUGUAUGUAGAAGGGGUUCAAACUCAUGAUUCUCCACUUUAA
This is a messenger RNA of Medicago truncatula (barrel medic), 1517 nucleotides long. RefSeq names its product vestitone reductase. Lineage: Eukaryota; Viridiplantae; Streptophyta; Magnoliopsida; Fabales; Fabaceae. The coding region runs from base 287 to 1276 and encodes 329 amino acids. Gene Ontology annotation, molecular function: oxidoreductase activity, acting on the CH-OH group of donors, NAD or NADP as acceptor. The record is from RefSeq and is a predicted model, not a curated record. The transcript has 4 exons.